Molecule: messenger RNA, 1913 nt
Organism: Triticum dicoccoides
Lineage: Eukaryota; Viridiplantae; Streptophyta; Magnoliopsida; Poales; Poaceae
Product: BTB/POZ domain-containing protein At2g13690-like
Exons: 2
Coding region: 152-1756 (534 amino acids)
Source: RefSeq, a predicted model, not a curated record
GCACCGCAGCAAUUAUUCUCCUCCGCUACCUCCGCGGUGGCCACCACACCACACUUGCCUUGCCUUGCUCCCCCACCUCCAUACCGAUCUCACCCCCAAUGGUGGCCACGCCCACACUCUCCCCCCAGCCCUAGAUCCCAUUCGUUUGCGCAUGGCGGAGCACGCCGCCCGCCACCUCCGCCGCCGCGGCCCCGUCGCCGGCUGGUGCUGCUCCUUCGCCGGCGUCCCGCCCAGCCCCGACCACCGCCUCCCCCACCGCACCCUCUCCCACGCCGCCGCGCCGCAAGGACCAGCAGCAGGAUCUGUGUGCACCGGCGGCGAGGGCCCGCGGAAGCAGCAGCUGCCGCCGAAAUCCCCCUCCUCCUUCCACGGCUCGCCCUCCUCCAAGCUGGCGGGCCUCAUCGACUACCCGCGCCGGAUCCUCUCCCCGGGCCGCGUCUCCCCCAUCGACCCCGACGCCCACCCGCCCAUCCCGACCCCCACCCCCACCGACCAGCCGCAACCACACAACCCGGAGCCGCAGCAGCCGAUGGCCCCGUUCGUCGCGGUGCGGGAGGAGGAGGAGGAGGGCCAGGGGGACGGGCUGGAUCUGAGGCUCUGCCUCCGGGGCAGGGACGGCGGCUGCGUCGUCGUCAUGGACCUCGACUCCGCCGUGCUCUGCGGGAGCAGCGCCUUCUUCGCCGCCAUGGCGCCCGAGCCCAACGCCGCCGCCGGGGCCAGGAGGAUCGAGGUCGACGGGGUCGACAACGUCGCCGCCUUCAGGGACGCCGUCGAGCUCAUGUUCCAGGCCGACGCGCCGCGCUGGCUCGCCAGGGCCGGCGUCUCGCGGGCCAUCGCCGUCCUCGAGGUGGCUUCCUCAAUUAUGUUUGACAAAGGAAUCAGAUCAUGUUUGGAGUACAUUGAAGCAGUUCCGUGGAAUGAGAAUGAGGAAGAGAAGCUAAAGCACCUCUUUGCUAGAUGCACUUUCGUUGAAGCGUUAUCAAAAGAUGUACUGGCAAGAUUGCAAACACAACCGUCUAGCAGCUCGGAAGACCUGACCGGUCAGCUCAUCCAAUCUGUCACCAGCAGCACAAACAACAGUGCAAGAAAAGAUAUGCAGUCUUUGAUCAAUGGUCUUCUAAGCAAAAGCUCAGUGUAUCAAAAGGAUUUAUCCGGAUUAAACAAAAGGAGCCUCUACCAGAUUUGCUGUUCGUGUCUGAACCUACUGGUGGAACUUUUUAAGGAAGACUUGGAGCCAAAAUGCGGCACAGGCCAGGCACUGAAAAUUAGGCACAAUAAACCCAUGAUUGAGAGAGUGAGCAAGCAAAGUGAGAACCUCAGCUGGCUAUUUGAGAUCCUGGUCAACAAUGAUAUGGCAGAGAAUUUCGUCGUGCUGUGGGCCGGGCAAGACGAUCUCAUCAGGAUGCACGAGCAAGCGUCACCGAUGUUCAGGUACGAGCUGAGCCGGAUAUCAGCGGGCGUGUUCAUCGCGCUCGGGCAAGGGAAAGUGCAGUGCCCCAGCGAUCUGAGGAGCCAACUGUUCCGGGGAUGGUUCACGCCGAUGUUAACCGAUUUCGGCUGGCUUCAAAGGUGCUCCAAAGGGCUGGAUGCGAGAGCGCUGGAGGAUAGCCUGGGGCAAGCCCUUCUCACCCUCCCGCUCCGGGAGCAGCAGAGCCUAUUCGAGGAGUGGUUCCAGUGCUUCGCGUCUAGGGGUGCGGAAUGCCCGAACCUUAGCCGAGCCUUCCAGGUAUGGUGGCGAAGGUCAUUUGCUAGAUAGAUCGUCGGUAGAGCCCCUGGAGCAGCAGAAGCCUAUGAGAUAUUGCUUGGUCCGCGUGAGUUAUAUCGGUGUUUGUAGUGUGUGUAUGAUUGUAAGAUAAGAUGAAUUCUUGUUAGCCUGUAGAGUUGAAUUUUUGUUUAUGAUCUUGCCUCUGUUC